GGUGCUAUUCAGCGCAAUGUCGCUGAUUAUUUAAAAGAAGAGAGUUUAAUUUGAUUAUUCAAGAAGAAAGUUUAUAAAUUGAAUUAAACUAGACUAUUUCAAUUUUGUGGAAUUUUCUUACCUGGAAAAGAAGUGCAAAUGAGACGUCAGAAGAGGAUGGCACUCAUCUCUCACUAACUUGAAGAGUUCUAAAAUGCUGUCCAUGGAAGACCCAUCUUUCUCAUGGACCUUAACCAGGUCCUCUGCGGAAGACAAUAAUGACCUCCUGAAUUCAUGGGAUGGCAAGAGUGACUCCAGAAGCUCUUAUCAUGUCCAGGAGCUUUUUCAUGAAAAUGCCCAGGUUUCACAGAGUCCUACACAGCCAUGGUGGAAAGUGAAACUGUUUGUCUGGGAGCCCAUCCUCUUCGGGACAUGGGAUGGUGUUUUCACCACCUGCAUGAUCAACAUAUUUGGUGUUGUUCUCUUCCUCAGAACAGGAUGGCUGGUGGGCAACGCUGGUGUAUUGCUCGGCAUGCUGCUGGUGUCUUUGGUGGUGCUGGUGGCCCUGGUGACGGUGAUGUCAGGGAUUGGGGUGUGUGAACGUUGCAGAGUGGGCGGUGGGGGAGUCUAUUCCAUGAUCUCCACAGUACUGGGACGCCGAGUUGGAGGAACCGUUGGACUUCUCUACGUGUUUGGGCAGUGUGUCGCUGGAGCUAUGUACAUCACAGGCUUUUCUGAGUCCAUUGCCGAGGUCCUGGCCCUGCAGAGCGUGUGGGUGGUGCGUGGGAUCUCCGUGGCCGUGCUGCUGGGUCUGCUCGGCAUCAACCUCGCAGGGGUCAAGUGGAUAGUCCGCCUGCAGCUGGUGCUGCUGGGAAUACUUGCCGUGUCCACUCUGGACUUUGUUAUUGGAACUUUCUCCCACCUGGAUCCAGAGCAUGGGUUUGUUGGGUACUCCGCAAAACUGCUGCACAGAAAUCUGCUGCCAGACUAUACCAAUGGAGAGACCUUCUUCAGUGUGUUUGGGGUGUUUUUCCCAGCAGCCACAGGUGUGAUGGCGGGCUUUAACAUGAGCUCCGAUCUCCAGCGUCCCGAGCAGAACAUCCCUGUGGGAACGCUGGCGGCCGUCUGCACCUCGUGGUUCCUGUAUCUCGUCUUCGUGUUCUUGCUGGGAGCCAUCUGCACCAGAGAGGCCCUGCACAAUGAUUUCUUGAUCGCUGAAAAGGUCUCCUUGGUGGGCUUCCUGUUUCUGCUGGGCCUCUACGUCUCCUCCCUGGCCUCAUGCAUGGGCGGCCUGUACGGGGCACCCAGGAUACUCCAGUGCAUCGCUCAGGAGAAAGUCAUUACAGCCCUGGGCAUUUUCGGACAUGGGAAAGGGGCCAACAAGACUCCAGUAGCAGCCAUCUGUUUUACCAGCCUGCUCUCGAUGGCCUUCAUCUUCAUAGGCCAGGUCAACACCCUGGCCCCUAUCGUCACCAUCAACUUCAUGUUGACCUACAGCAUCAUUGACUACGCCUUUUUCAGUAUGGCCAUGAGCUACAACCUCCAGGUCAAGAGGACAAGGCCUCUGACCGAGCAACACAGCAAGAGGAAGCCACUCAUGGCAACCACCCACUCCAGCUAUGGAAGCGACUGCUCCAUCACGAAGGCAAGCAACGGUACGCUGCUGGAGUUCACCAAGGACAUGGACCAGAUAUUUCCACUGCCCAGCAGCACGCCAGCCGAAGGCGAGAGAUCAUCUGCGCCAGGUCCCAGGGCCAGGGGCAAGAGGGCAAAGGUCCCUGCCAAGGAAACGUUGAUGGACAGUUUCGGGCUGGGCCUGGACAGCACCGCCUCUGCCCUCAAGGACAAAGAGGAGGGCGAUCCAAUGGCAGAGAAAGUUCUGCCUGAAAAUGAUGCCACCCAGUUGCAAAAUAAUAACAGUAUUCAUGGGAAACCACAUAACCUGGGGGAAACGCAUACAGACUUCUCACCUGGAGAACAAUAUGGAAAUACUGAUGCUGAGACCAAACCAAAGCUGGAGGAACCAGAGAUUAGACCAAUGCCAAACUCUUGUUACGCAAAACUUUGCAACCCCUGGGUUGCAUUAAUAGGAGCAUUUUGUUCUAUUCUGAUCAUGUUUGUAAUUCAGUGGAUAUAUGCCCUGGUGAAUAUUUUAGUUGCUCUUAUACUCUACCUCUACAUUGGAAAAACAAGCCCGGGUUUGCCAACAGGUGCUGCUGCGCAGUUCAGUUUUUUCAGAUGGAUCAGAUUAUCCCUGAGGAACAUAGGGAGGAGAGGACAGAGCCCUCAGGACCAGAUUGUUGUGACACCUUCUUUGUCAACCAUUGGCAUGGAAACCCGGCAGCUGACAGAAGAAAAUGCCGACUUUGCCUCCCGUGGACGCUACCACCACUCCUCCUUCAUCACAAGCUCUGAUAGCAUAGGCCGCUCUCAGCUGAAGUGAUUUUGCCCCAACCUCACACUUGAGACGGGUGGAAUCAUAUCACAGGUUUUGUUACAGUUCUUUCAUGAUCUGUGUAUGGGUCAGUGUCAGAAUUUGAGCCCUCUAGUUUUGUAAUUUUAAAUGAUCAAUGUGAAUUGGUCUAGGCUAAUUGUAUGGAACUUUCCUGUUUGGAUUAGGCCUAGCCUACCUGUCACACAAAAAAACUGAGCCAACUGUUGAACUGCUGGUUGUAGGCCUGCAGCUUGCAUCAAAUGUGUAGACUACCUACUCAUGAUGCUGUGUUUAUUUUGUCUGGACAAAAGGUCAUAUGACAGUCUGGCUAUUGGCUUUCCCAGUUCCCCCAUCAAUGGCAACCCUAGUUUAUUUUCACAAAAGACUAAGACAAGUGCAAUCCAGUAAAUAACUAAGUUGUUUACAAGUUCAUUAUUAUACACAAUGCAAUUCAACUAGAUUAGACCUCACCAAUAACUGCUCUCAAGGCCUGAGGAAAGUAGCUCAGAGCGGAAUUGGGUGGAAACCGCUAUCGUCUGUCUGGGGGAGGAGUUUGCUGUUUCGGAUGUGAUACGGGCUUCUGAAUCAGCCCCUGGAAGCGUGCAUUGAAAUAAAUCCCGCUAUACCGCUAAAUGGCUCCUGUUGUCCUAUGAGACUUUCACGAUCAGAAAUUGACAGAUAACUCCGUUUCCGAUGGUGGACCUUGACACUUUGCCGUUUUGCUUAUUAGUUUGCAGUCCGCCGUCUCACGGUCGUCGUUAUAAUGGAAACGUGUACUUUGAGAAUCACAGACCAGGUCGUACUUGUAGUACUUUUCACUCUUUUAAAAUCUCUCGAUGGAACCUUGACGCCGAGAACGGCUACGGACUCCACACUGAUGUCCCGAGGUUAUUUUUUAGUACCUUCUACUGAUUUAUCUGAAACUGCUCUGCCAAAGGAGUUGACUACUUCCAUGACUGAGUAUACUAAGGGGACUUCUACAGACUUUGGGGACUCUUUGGUUGGAAUUACAGAUGUUCACCGGAGCUUUUCGGAGGAGUUAUACACCGAAAUUAAAUCGGGUAAGCGGGGUCAUUCAUUUCUCAGCAUUUGUCCAACACAGCCACUUCGCGCAAGGGCCGAAAGCCAUGCUGUCCGCAAGGACAGGUUUCAUAACUUGAUGCGGUAUUCUGUAGUCUGAUGCUGGCUUGAGAACACAUUUGUUUAGACGUGUAUGAGCGCUAUUGCUGAAAAUCUAUGCGGUCUAAAUUCAUUAAACAUCCCUCUACAAAUUAUCUAAAAUUAAUUAAUUGAAUUGAUUGUAUCCUACACAGCAGUUUGCCACCAGUUGAUCUAAAGGGGAAAGAGUAGAACAAUGGAAGCCAUGUAACAAUUGUAACAAAAAAUGUAAUGCAAUUAUAACAUUAGUUGCUUUUGGGAGUCCCCCAUCAGGUGUUUCACUUGGCAUAGGCCUACUAACUCCAUCCACCUGUUAGAUGUAGCCUACAUGGAAAGUUUUUGUUCAACCAGUCUUUUCCCUGUAGGCCAAUUUACAACGAAAGUGAUAAACGUAACAAACCCACAACCCUAAGGGAGAGUAGGUGGGUUAGGGGUAUUAUGGUUUGAGUGGAGGAAAUUUCCCGUCUUAAACUUGAGUCACCUGUUCCACUUAUGUAUUUAUUUUUUAAGAAUUGCAAUUCAACAAAUAUUCCUAAUAUGAAUUCUAACUUACAAAGCGUAAAUAUGUAACAUAACAUUCAUAAACUAAUGAAAUGGACUUUCAUAAACUAAUGAAAUGGGUUUCCAACUUUUUUGUAUUUUGUUAUGACUUAAUCCUACUGUACACUGCACAUUUUGUUUGUUUGUAUAAGACAGAAUGUCUUAAGAUUCACUACAGUGCCUUCCCUGUUGUUACUGGGUUGUCUAAAUGAACUGUUAUCUUUAUAACUUUGUACAUAACUAAUGGAAUAGAAUACAAAUGUCAUGUUUGUGAACAGAUGCAUUAAAAAAUUUGGGGAGUAAAA
Messenger RNA from Alosa alosa (allis shad), 4416 nucleotides. It is a transcript of the gene slc12a8, whose product is annotated as solute carrier family 12 member 8. Gene Ontology annotation, molecular function: potassium:chloride symporter activity. The coding region runs from base 194 to 2422 and encodes 742 amino acids. The transcript has 14 exons. The record is from RefSeq and is a predicted model, not a curated record. Gene Ontology annotation, biological process: potassium ion import across plasma membrane; chloride transmembrane transport; potassium ion homeostasis. Gene Ontology annotation, cellular component: membrane. Lineage: Eukaryota; Metazoa; Chordata; Actinopteri; Clupeiformes; Clupeidae.